AUGAACCCAUUAAUGGAAGCUAGUCAUGCAGGAGAUACUGAUGGUUUAUAUGCAGCAACUCGAGAAAAUCCGAAUAUUUUUGCGGAAAUUGAUGAAAUUCCAUUUGCAGAUACUCCGUUACAUGCAUCUGCAUCUAAAGGGCAUAUUCCAUAUUCUAUGGAGAUAAUGAAACUAAUGCCAUUAUUUGCUACCAAAUUAAAUACUGAUGGAUUUAGCCCCAUCCAUCUAGCUUUACAAAAUGAACAUAUUCAACUGGCGAUUCGGCUAGUAGAAAAGAACAACGAUCUUGUUCGAGUCAAAGGAAGGGAAGACAUAACUCCGUUGCAUUAUGCAGUUGAGAAAGGAAAUGUUGAACUCAUGGCUAGGUUUUUGUUUGUUUCUCCAAAAUCAGUUGAAGAUGUUAAUGUCCGGAACGAGACCGCUCUGCAUAUUGCUCUGAGAUAUGAAAUGUUUGAAGCUUUUGAAUUUCUUGUUGGUAGGCUUCAAUUAAGCUACCAUGAAGAGGCAUGCUACUUGGAGAAGAAGAUUCUCAACUGGAUCGAUGCGGAAGGAAACACUAUUUUGCAUAUUGCAACUUUCAAAAAACAGCUCCAGCUUGUCAGAUUGCUAAUAAAUUGCAAAGUUGACAUAAACGCAAAGAAUGUUGAAGGACGGACUGCUUUGGACUAUGUACAAGAUGAUAAUACGAUAGAGAUAAAGGAUUUGUUAUGCAGCGCUGGAGCAGUAGGAGGUUCUUCAAUCCCUAUCAUUGAUUACUCUGCACUUUUGCUUAGAUGA
Messenger RNA from Mercurialis annua (annual mercury), 777 nucleotides. RefSeq names its product ankyrin repeat-containing protein BDA1-like. NCBI's taxonomy places the organism in Eukaryota, Viridiplantae, Streptophyta, Magnoliopsida, Malpighiales, Euphorbiaceae. The record is from RefSeq and is a predicted model, not a curated record. The coding region runs from base 1 to 777 and encodes 258 amino acids. Gene Ontology annotation, molecular function: protein binding. The transcript has 2 exons.